Messenger RNA from Schizophyllum commune H4-8, 1875 nucleotides. RefSeq lists its product as uncharacterized. The transcript is spliced from 7 exons. The record is from RefSeq and is a predicted model, not a curated record. Lineage: Eukaryota; Fungi; Basidiomycota; Agaricomycetes; Agaricales; Schizophyllaceae. Gene Ontology annotation, biological process: Mo-molybdopterin cofactor biosynthetic process; molybdenum incorporation into molybdenum-molybdopterin complex. Bases 1 to 1875 code for a protein of 624 amino acids. Gene Ontology annotation, cellular component: cytoplasm; cytosol. Gene Ontology annotation, molecular function: molybdopterin molybdotransferase activity.
AUGGCGUGGGUCAAUGGGGGCGAAACGGACUGGGUCAUCACCACGGGAGGGACAGGUUUCGGCGUGCGGGACACGACACCUGAGGCGGUCAAGCCGCUCCUCGAGCGUGACGCUCCGGGGCUGGUGCAGUUCAUGCUGUCGACGUCUCUGCAAGUCACACCUAUGGCUGCUCUAUCUCGCCCUGUCGCCGGCACGAUCCGAGGUACUCUUGUGAUGACCCUUCCAGGCAGUCUCAAAGCCGUCAAGGAGAUCUUACCCGCUAUGCUCUCCGCUGGUGUCAUUCAACAUGCUCUUUCCCUUGUCAAAGGCGGCUCUGGUGCGGACGUGCACUCCAAGAUGUUGACCCCCGUUAGUCCUGUUGGCUCUAUCGCUACCUCUGAUUCCUCCGCCGUCACUACUCAUCACCACCAUCACCACCACCACCGCAAGCAUCAUCACCACCACUCGCCCGGGGAUCAUCAUCACCACUCGCAUGGUGACCACCAGCCUCCUCAGCCGCGCUCGGUCCUGGCUCACGACCCCUCUGCCCCGGUAUCUGCGCGCCACCGUAAAUCUCCCUACCCUCUAAUCUCUUUUGAUGAAGCAAUGAUGAGAAUUUUUGCCGCAAUUGCACCCCUGCCCGUUCAGAAGCUUCCUGUGACUGCAGCCUUGCGUGGGCACGUCCUGGCGGAGAACGUACAUGCGCCGCACGACGCGCCGGCUUCGUCCACGACCAGCGUGGACGGCUAUGCAUUGCGAUCGACCGACCCGCCCGGGAUCUACAAAGUUGUGACCCCAAAGACGCACAAGCUAUGGGAGCUUCUGCCCGCGGGAGUGAUUUAUCGCAUCAACACCGGUGCACCCCUACCCAAGGGCACGGACACGGUCAUCAUGGUCGAGGAUACACGUUUGCACUCGGUAUUCUCCGCGGCAGACGUAGUCAUCGAGGUCGCAAGUGUGGAAGUAGGUGAGGAGAAGGAGGUAGAGACAUUGGCGCAGAUACCUCUCGGCGAGAACGUUCGUCUCCCUGGAUCCGAUGUCAAAGAAGGCACGCUCGUUAUGAAGAAGGGCGAGCGCAUUCUGAGUACCGGUGGUGAGAUUGGGACCCUAGCUUUUGUGGGGCGGAAGACGGUGGAAGUGUACAAGAAGCCUGUCGUAGCGUUGCUGAGCACGGGGAACGAGGUGAUCGACCUUCAGAAGCCCGAGCCGCCUCGCGGGGACGGAUGGGUGUAUAUCUACGACACGAACCGUCCAUCGCUCCAAGCCGCCCUCGAAGGCCUCGGAUACGAGGUCAUCGACCUCGGUAUCGUCACCGAUACCGUCGAAUCCCACGUCACUGCCCUCACCAAAGGCCUCGAGCGCGCCGACAUCAUCCUCACCACCGGCGGCACCAGCAUGUCCGCCGAGGACCUCCUCAAGCCCGUCAUUGAGCGCAACUUCGGCGGCACCGUCCACUUCGGGCGCGUUACUAUCAAGCCGGGAAAGCCUACCACAUUUGCUACGGUGCCCUGGGGGAAUGGCCCACCGAAACCGAUUUUCGCGCUCCCGGGAAAUCCGGCGUCGGCGUUGGUGACGUUCUAUGUGUUUGUGGUUCCGGCGUUGAGGAGGCUGGGCGGGUGGGCGGAGGAGGUUUGCCAGUUGCCGAGGGUGUCGGUGUUGCUUCAAAACCCCAUGCGCCUCGAUCCGCGGACCGAGUUCCACCGCGCAGUCAUCAAAGCAUCACCAAGAGGAUUGCUCGCCUUCAGCACCGGCGGGCAGCGCUCCAGUCGCGUCGCAAGCCUGAGCGGCGCGAAUGGCUUUGUCGUCGUGCCGCCGAAGACGCCGGCGUCGCCGGUGCAGCUAGAGGUGGGAACGGUAGCGGAUGCGAUAUUGAUAGGAGAGAUCCAGAUGGCGUGA